Aphanomyces astaci is the source of this 2454-nucleotide messenger RNA. RefSeq lists its product as hypothetical. NCBI's taxonomy places the organism in Eukaryota, Oomycota, Saprolegniomycetes, Saprolegniales, Verrucalvaceae. Gene Ontology annotation, molecular function: transmembrane transporter activity. Gene Ontology annotation, biological process: transmembrane transport. The record is from RefSeq and is a predicted model, not a curated record. Gene Ontology annotation, cellular component: membrane. The transcript has 9 exons. The coding region runs from base 39 to 2393 and encodes 784 amino acids.
AUUGUGAUGUGGAAGUUUCGUCAUUGUGCAAUUUCACGAUGGGAAGCAAGACCAGCAAACCGAUCGUCGAAGGCCAAGCCGCAUCGCGCACCGACUCCAAGACAGUCGUGGCCUCGCCAGGUGGCGACAACACCGGCGGCGGCGCGUCCUUCCAAACGUCCAAUCGAAAAUGCACCGACAUUCUAUGCACGCUCCUCUUUGUCGUGUUUUGGGCUGGCAUGAUCGCCAUCUCCGUCGUCGCGUUCACGCGCGGCAAGCCCGAACGCUUGGCGUAUGGUAUGGACUUCAAGGGGCGCGUGUGUGGUACGUCUGGCACGACCCCCGGUGCGACCGCCGCGCCGUAUGAUUUGACUGCGUACAAGUACCUGGCGUUCCCGCGUCUCGCGCAGGACCUAAACGCGAUUGCACUUGACCCGAACUUCACCCCCACGGACCCCAACAACUUGAAGAAACUCUACGGCGUGUGCGUGGCCAGCUGCCCCACCAGCCGCACGGACACCGGUGCCCCGCAGUACGUCCACUCGUUGGUGUCGUACGGCACCGCGGGGGCCGACGCCGUGUCGGCUCGCAAUGCCUCGUACGGCGCGGCGCUCGAAGACACGACGGCUGGCUCCCCCUUUCGCGUGUUCGUCAACACGUCCAACGUGCUGUUUCGGUGCUUGGAGAUUCCGUCGGAAACCAAGGUCAGCUAUGUGCGAUGCGUCGACGACUGCACGGCGGGGUCGGACCCGACCAUGUGUGGCUCGAACGCGACGUUCUUUCCUUGUGGCGCCAAGGGGUGCACGGCGUACGCUACUGCCAACCUGCCAACCUGCAUGAACCUCCAGACGAAAUCGGAGACGUACAUGACGUCGAGCGCAAACAACUCGCCCGUGUUUGACUCGCUCACGUCGGGAUGGUUCAUGGUGGCGCAGUGGAUUGGCGACAUCCAAAAGGCCGCGGGGCCGAUUCUCAUCUGCGGCGUCGCCGUCGCGCUCGUCCUUGGGUUUGUGUGGCUGUUCUGCCUCCGGUAUUGCGCUGGGUUCUUUGUGUGGCUCACGAUUCUGCUCGUCGUCGCCAUCUUGCUCGUCGCGACGUUUUUCCUGGCCUACAAAGGCGAGCUUCUCAACAACAGCAUGAUUGCAUCCAACUUGGCCAUGACAGGGAUGUCGGCGGACGCGAUCACGGAGCUGACGACGGACCUGACGUCGGCAUCGGCGGCCGUGAACUUUGCCGCCGCCCAAGUCAAGUACUGGAAGUACGCGGCGUACAUCUUCAUCGGCGUCGACGUGCUCGUGCUGCUCGUGCUCAUCUUCAUGUGCAGCCGCAUCCAAAUCGCAGUUGGCAUCAUCCGCGAAGCGUCCAAAGCGAUCGGCCGCAUGCCGUUCCUGGUGUUGUUCCCGCUCGUGCCAGUGGUGUCCAUCACGGCAUUCGUCAUCUACUGGAUCAUCGCCGCCGCCUUCUUGGCCACCGCCGGCAAGGUGUCGGUCGUGGACGUCGCGGCGACUGUGAAUGUCGCCAACGCCACCACCACCGCCAACCAGCUGCUGCUCGAGCAACAGUAUUCAUUCCAAGACGACAACGUGCUCAACUACCUCCUAGCGUAUCACGUGUUUGGAUUCCUAUGGACGGCGCAGUUCUUGCAAGCUGUGGGGUACACGACCAUGGCUGGCGCCGUGUGCGAAUACUACUGGACCCUCAACAAAUCCACGAUGGGGCGGGUGCCCAUCUUGCGGUCGUUCUACCGGACGUUGCGCUACCACUUGGGGUCGAUCGCGUUCGGGUCGUUGAUCAUUGCCAUCAUUCAGUUUAUUCGGCUCGUGUUGGAGUACGUGGACCAGAAGCUCAAGACGGCGCAAAAGGGAAACACCAUGGUCAAAGUCGCUAUGUGCGCGUUCAAGUGCUGUUUGUGGUGCUUUGAAAAGUGCAUGAAGUUCCUCAACAAGAACGCGUACAUCAUGGUUGCGAUGAAAGGCACGUCGUUCUGCUCGGCCAUGAAGGAAUCGUUCGGGCUAAUCCUGGCCAACGCCGCGCGCGUCGCCACCGUGAGCAUCGUGUCCAUGUUCCUCAUCCUCCUCGGCAAGAUCUUCAUCACGAGCUUCUGCUGCAUGAUGCUGUUCCUAUUCCUAAGCCAUCCGCCCGCCGGCCUGCCGUCAUUUUUCACCGACAACUUGGACAACUUGAGCAGCCCCGUGUUUCCGCUGCUCGUGUGUGGCCUCUUGUCGUUUACGAUCGCGUCCUUCUUCCUCGACGUGUACGAGACUGCCAUCGACACGAUUCUGCUGUGCUUUUGCGAAGACUGCAAGGUCAACCAAGCGUCCGGCACGUACUUCAUGUCGGACGAACUCUUGGCGUAUGUGGAUGGCGCGGCCAAGAAGCACGCGUUCGACCACUUCAAACAAGUCGAAGCAUGAUUAGACAAAGAUGGCUGCAUUUACAUACUAAUUACAACGUUGUGUGAACACUACUAGUACA